Molecule: messenger RNA, 696 nt
Organism: Acanthoscelides obtectus
Lineage: Eukaryota; Metazoa; Arthropoda; Insecta; Coleoptera; Chrysomelidae
Source: the annotation of a GenBank genome assembly
AUGCCUAGAAAAUACAAAAGACGAGUGGGAUCGAGGAGGUAUGCAGAUUAUACAGCCGAAACUUUGCAAAUGUGUUUGGCUGAAAUCAGAAGUGGUGACAUAUCACACAGAAAAGCGGAACAAAAGUAUAAAAUUCCAAGAAGAACAAUUUUAAAUAAACUCAAAGGUAACCAUUGCAAAAAACCAGGAAAGCAGCCUAUAUUCACGUCUCAAGAAGAACACCAAUUUGUCGAAUGCAUCGUAGCGCUGGGAGAAUAUGGGUUCCCUAUCAACUCAAGGGAAUUGAGACACAUCAUCAAAAAUUAUUUAAGUCGCUGCGGAAGGGAAGUGAAAACCUUUCAGGAUAAUUUAUCAGGACAAGAUUGGACAAAUGCCUUUAUAAUUAGACAUCCUGAAAUUUCAAUACGUUUUGCAGAAAAUAUCAAACGUACACGAGCUGCAGUGGAUGAACCGUUAUUAAGAAGCUUUUUCGAAAACCUGGCUGGUGAGUUGAAGGACGUUCCUCCAUCAAACGUUUGGAACUUCGAUGAAACCAACCUCACAGACGACCCAGGCAAAAAAAAAGUCCUGGUUAAGAAAGGAACCAAGUAUCCAAAAUUAUUAGAAAUGCAUCAAAAACAUCUAUCUCCAUCAUGUUCUGUGGUAACGCGCCGCUGGAGAACUGUUGCAUCCAUAUGUAGUUUACAGGGCACAUAA